This is a messenger RNA of Esox lucius (northern pike), 2635 nucleotides long. Its product is annotated as rho guanine nucleotide exchange factor 19. Gene Ontology annotation, biological process: activation of GTPase activity. Bases 192 to 1943 code for a protein of 583 amino acids. The transcript is spliced from 12 exons. Gene Ontology annotation, molecular function: guanyl-nucleotide exchange factor activity. The record is from RefSeq and is a predicted model, not a curated record. Gene Ontology annotation, cellular component: nucleus; cytoplasm. Lineage: Eukaryota; Metazoa; Chordata; Actinopteri; Esociformes; Esocidae.
AUGACGCCCAGCUGAAAGCUUUUAACGGAAAGAUCCAGUGUUCAACCAGGUCAGUCUACGGUAAAGCUAGGCUACUUUGUAACGCGUUAUUGUGCCUAAUUUACGCUACCCUCCCCUUAUGGUCAACUAGUCUCUACCGUGCCAGUGUCCUAGAGUCCAACGAUACGGGGCCGAUCUGCAUCCUUCAACUCAUGGACUGGUUAACGAUGGCUCAGCUGCCUGACUUGAGUGUUCACCUGAGGACCGAGCCCUUUCCCCACACACGUUUCCGUAUGGAGUUUACGGCCCAGACCGAGAAUAAGCCAAUAGAACAGAAGCAAUUAUUGGAAGAGAACUCAGAACCUCUUGGCAAGUCUGAGAUCUCCCCGGCGGCGGAGAUGAGUGGAGACUACAUAGGCGGUGUGACCGAUCAGACUGAAAUGGAGGACUUCAUCGGCUUUGAAGGUAUAUCCUCAGCUCUCGUAACUGUGGCCACUUCGCAAGCAUGGAGUCUCGGAGGCCUGAUACAGCGGUCUAUGCCAAAGUUGUUUUGGGUCCCAGGGCAGAAUGACAUAGUAGAGACUAUGGCUUCCCCACUGUUACCCUCUGAUAACGAUGACCAGGAAAGAGUCUUUAGGUCAACAGAGACCUUAAAAGAGGAAUGUCAAGACUACAAUAUGAAGGGACUGUGUGAGUCCAAGUACCUUGAUGUCUUUCCACUAUAUCAGCACUUCUGCCUGUAUUCGCUACGAGCUGACAUAAACCGGAUGAGUGGCAGCAGUCUGUCCGAGCUGGUGACUGCCGAAUGUUUAACUGGCCUGCGGUCCCCACCGGUCCACUAUGUCUGCAGUAAUGUGGUCACCAGGCAUCUAUCACUUACAGGAGAGGACCUAUGCAGGUCUUGGCAGGACCUGCCUGAAGUGAAGGAGAGGGGCCUGGUCAACACCUUCUCCCAUAGGGAGAUCUGUCUACAGGAGGCCAUGUUUGAGAUGAUCAGUUCCGAGGCUUCCUACCUGAAGAAACUAGGGGUAGCUGUGAAUCACUUUCUUGCGUCCGAGGCGCUGGAACAGACAAUCCCCCGCAUGGAGCAUCACAUCCUGUUCUCAAACCUGUGCAGUGUGAGGAAAGCCAGUGAAGCGUUUCUGCUGGACCUGGAGGUUUGCCUGGGGGAGAACGCGAUGAUCUCUCGGGUUGAAGACGUUGUGCUGUGUCACUGCCCUGCAUUCCGAUCGGUCUAUGUGCCGUACCUAACCAACAUGAUGUACCAGGAGGCCCUCGUCACCCUGCUAAUGCAGGAGAACCGAGAGUUCCUGUUUGCGCUGAAGAAACUGGAGAGUGAUCCAGUGUGUCAAAGACAGACUCUGAAGUCCUUCUUUGUCCUCCCUUUCCAGCGGAUCACUCGCCUUAAGAUCAUUCUGGAGAACAUCCUGAGGCUGACUGAGCGAGGCUGUGAAUCGAUCCCUUGUCUGAAAGACGCCAUUGAAGCCACGCACAAGAUAGUGAUGGAGUGUAAUGAUGGGGUUCAGCGGAUGAAGCAGAUGGAGGAACUGGUUUAUAUCCACAAGCUCAUUGAUUUUGGCAGUGUCAAGUCCAUUCCACUGGUUACAAGUGGCCGCUAUCUGAUCCACAAAGGUCUCCUGAAACAACUCAUUCCAGAGGGCUAUGUGCCAGGUUCCAGAAUUUCCUACCUGGACAUUUACCUGCACGUUUUCAAUGACCUGUUGCUCAUCUCACUGAAAAAGGAGCAGCGUUUCAGUGUGCUGGAUCAUGCUGUGUUCCCCACCCAUGUUCACAUUGAACAGCUGAAUACAGAAGCCCUUGGUCUCCCCCCAGAGUCCUUCGUGAUGCGCCUUUCCCAAAACCACACCGGGCAUGCCACUGCCUUCAUUCUUGCCCCACAUACCAUUAUCAGGUCAGACAAAGAGGUGUGGAUGAAAGCUCUGUCUUCACAAAGACCGUGGUAACACAAGACAUUUUAAGUGGUAUAAGUGAUUCUCUAUCAGCACAGGCUGGAUUUUUUCAAGAGCGGUCAUGUUUUGGUUGUCCGUCUGUAUUACUGCACCGAAAAGCCUAGUCAAAUUGCAGGUUGUGAUAGUGCAACUUGACGCAGCCCAGUUUAAAUUGAUGUUCAGUCUGUUCCAGGAUUGUAUGCACUCGCAUCCUAUUCACUUGUGUAUUCAUAUUUAAUGACUUAUUCGCACAAUUAUUUUUGUUUGGUUUUCCUGUGUUUGCACUGCAUUCAGUUUUGACUGACCACCACAGCACUUGUUCAUACAUGGGUAACCUGGCCUUAUCAAUUACCCAGCUCACAACUAGUUAAGGAAAUCAGUUAAGAAUUGGAAUGUACAUCUUAUGCAUGUCAUUGCGAGCAAAUAGGAAUGUAACUUAGCAACUUGAUAUGAUUUAGAGGUUUUACUUUUUGAUUUAUGAAAUGUACAACUUUAACACUGAGUGUUCAUAUUUGUAAAUGCUGCAAUUACUUUUGUCGGCUUACCAAAUGCUGCUUUGUUGAUGGAUGGCCUCUAGACUAUAGUUACUCGUGCUUUGUCUUGUGUCCAAACAGAAAACACCUCUGGUUGAAGGAACUGCUCAUGGCUUGCUGCUUGCCCCCAGGGGCACAAAUGUAUUUUUUUCAUUGUGUAUUUUUAAUUGUUGG